Etheostoma spectabile (orangethroat darter) is the source of this 1073-nucleotide messenger RNA. Its product is annotated as matrix metalloproteinase-28-like. Gene Ontology annotation, cellular component: extracellular matrix. Lineage: Eukaryota; Metazoa; Chordata; Actinopteri; Perciformes; Percidae. Gene Ontology annotation, biological process: proteolysis; collagen catabolic process; extracellular matrix organization. The record is from RefSeq and is a predicted model, not a curated record. Gene Ontology annotation, molecular function: metalloendopeptidase activity; zinc ion binding. The annotation marks the transcript as partial. The transcript has 5 exons.
GAGUCGGCUCCGGCACUCCCCGCCGGGAUGGAGAGGUUAGGCGAGCAGCAGCAUGUACUCCGUUUCUGACAGCAAGGGAAACAAUGAAAAGACUAUUUGGAGCUCAACAGAAAUGCGGCACAGGACGAGUGUGGUGAAAGUGUGGCUGUCCCGCAAUGAGCCGCCGACCUCCAGACCGGUGUGGACCGGACAGGAGGGCAGUCUGGAUCCUGACUGUCACUGCCCUCGUCACCGCGCAGACUGCAGGAGGAGCACCGCUGUUCUCGGACCCUGGGGUUUUUCUGGAAAAGUACGGCUACCUCCAUCAGGACAACCAUAUCCACAAUGCAGCUGAGAUGCAGUCAGCUAUCCGAGAGUUCCAGUGGUUGUCCCGGCUUCCUGUCACAGGUGAGCUUGACAGCGCCACUCUGAGGCAGAUGGCGGAGCCCCGCUGUGGGGUGUCGGAUGAGAGCAGCCAGCAGAUCUGGGCUCAGAGAGUAAACGCCAUCUUCACUGGAAAGAGCAUCGCUCUCAGGCGACCACAGCGCCACAGGAGGCACUCUGUUGCACAAGCUGAGAAGUGGUACAAACGUCACCUGACCUACCAGGUAGUAAACUGGCCUCGUCACCUGACUCUGGGCUCCGUGCAGUUGGCAGUGCGCGUUGCCUUCCAGUUGUGGAGCAACGUGUCCGGCCUGGUGUUCCAGGAGGCCCCUGAAGGCCCUGCAGACAUCCGGCUGGCAUUUUAUGAGGGAGACCACAAUGACGGGGCCAGCAAUGCCUUUGACGGACCAGGAGGAACUCUGGCUCACGCCUUCCUGCCUAGCCGGGGGGAAGACCACUUCGACAUGGCGGAGAGGUGGACGCUUAACGGACACAAGGGCAACAACCUCUUCAUGGUGACUGCCCCAAGAGAUUCGGUCACACUCUGGGACUGGAACACUCCCGGUCCAUCACGCCUUAAUGUCCCAUACUACAGGAAACUGGGCCGCAGCCUGGUGCUGAGCUGGGACGACAUCAUUGCAGUGCAGCAGCUGUACGGUGAGAUGAUGGUGCUUUUUUAUAGGGAUCUCUUCCAGCCACAAAUCUUAUUU